AUGAGCUCGCGGAUCGAAGAUGUUCGGCGAUUGGCGUCUUGUAGUCAAUGGGACUCGGCGAUCGUUCUGUUAACAUUGGUUUCUUCAGCCGCUCCGCUCCAAUUAACCACCGUCAAACCUGCCUUUCCGUACUCAGAAAUGCUGUCUGAUCUUAUUAACCACAAAUCUGUCAUACAUCGAGCAAGCUACAAAGCACUGGUGCGGAGUUCAGCAUCGACUGGCAACUGCGAACCACCGGAACGGCUGCUGAUCUCAAACUUGCUGGAAGUUCCGAUAUCGGCGGGGAGCCACACCCCAAGCGUGAUGAGUCUGCAAAGCGAGGCGGACUCGUGCCUCGAUCCGCGCUUCUACGAUGCCAUGUUCUCGCGAAAUGACUUGGAGUACGUCGGGCGGUCGGUCAGUCAGCGGUUCGUCUGGUCGCUGUCAUCUGAGGCAGGACAAGGCCGAUCGCUCGAGACGGAAACGAUUGUUCUUGCAGAGCCGUUUUACCUCGUGUUAAGUCGUCUGAGAGAACGUGCAAGUCUGGCGAACAUGCCGAACGACCCGGCGACCAAGGUCGCUGCCGUGCAACUGUUUGAGUCCAGUCCUUCGGCGUCGACCGUUGUCCUAAAUACGUCCUACCUCCGAGGCCGGCCCCGUUUCAAUGACCUGAUCGACAACGAUUCGAGCCCGGCCACGACCAUCGUCCAUGGAGAUUCUGGUCAACGUGUGGGUUUGCUGACGUCAUCGGUCAGUCAGUCCUCGGAUUUAUUGGACGAAGACAGCAUCAACGAAUUCGAAGAUUCAGUCGGAGACACUAACUAUUUAGACGCUGUUCUCGUCGACGGUCGGCGAGGAGUGGGAAAGGGACGUUGGGCGUUAAUGGCGAGGGGCAACAGCAUCGUCGUCGGCAGAUGGAGAAUGCGGAAAAGCGAUUUCCAAAAAGAAUCGCUCGCUCGCUCGCUAUUUGCGACUUAA
Messenger RNA from Soboliphyme baturini, 957 nucleotides. The record is from the annotation of a GenBank genome assembly. Lineage: Eukaryota; Metazoa; Nematoda; Enoplea; Dioctophymatida; Soboliphymatidae.